UGAAAACGCUCUCACCGUGAAAACAAUUUCGAAAAUAAAUUGUAGGUACCUGUCACAAUUUUAACACUCACAGUCACACUGAUCGAUCAUCUAAAUAAUUUAUUGCAGUGGUUUUCAAUACUGUUUAACUAUUUUUCGUUUGACUCUGAUUGGAUUGGAAGGUCUCCACAAAAGGUUUUGACGAUGUACAGUCAUGGUGAUUUCCACGAGUCGUAUUACGAACAUGGAUGUUCUAUAAUACAUGAGAAAGAUGUCCUCGAGACCGACAUAAAAGGAACUACAUGGCUUGUAAAUUUCAAAAGACGGUGGUACAAUUUAUUUUUACUCAGCAGCAGCGAUAAGCGCGCUCGAAUUUAUUAUAAUAGUUCACAUGCCAUGAAAGUUGAAAGGGCGAGGCAUUUUCGUAGACACAGAAACUGUAUUCAUCCUCUGAGUAAAUUUAGGAUUUUCUGGGAUCUUUUCAUAUUAAUAGUUAUGCUCUUGUACAAAAUAAUAUUUCACCAUAAUUCUUCCUUAGUGGCUGGUGAUUUGCCUUUAGCGGCCUAUUUCUUAGGUGUUUUUAUUGAGUGCAUAUUAUUUUUUGAUGUUUAUAUUAACACUAAAUGCGGUUAUAUUGACGAAAGUACUAGGAAAAUCGUUUUGGAUUCACAGAAAGCGUUUCAGCACUAUUGUUCCACAAAGUUAUUUCUGCACGUAGCUUCAGCGAUUCCCCUGCAUUCCAUAAUGUUUUUGAGAUACGGGAUGAAUAUGCAAUGUGCGAAGUGUAAAUCUAAUAGGUUCCAUUGCACUGUAACCCUUAUAAGUGUAUUCAGUCUACUAAGGGUUUAUGAAGUGACUUCUUACUGGACUAAAGAGAGAGAUUCGUUUAAAGCAACAUGCUUUUUCCGGUUUCUACGUAUCGGUGUUCUUGGCAUGAUAACGAUGCUGGAGUUUAUCACUCUUUCUGACACCAUAACCUUGUUAGCUUUCAUAAAUACAGGCAAGCUUGAACCGCAGUCGUAUUACUGCUUAGUGUUAUAUUUAAAAUUGAAUGGUAAAAUGUCAUCAAACUUAUCCCUAUUCACUUAUGACUUUUCUAGAAUUUUUAAGUCACUCCUGCUGUUCAAUUUUGGCUUCGUCUUCAAAAUAUAUUACCUGAAUAUGUUGUCAUCUCUGCUCGCAUAUGCAAUUGCUAACGUAUUUUACAUGUGGGGAGUUAUUGAAGUGUUUUCUUGUGUGAGUCGAGGGAAGUUCCCACAAGAUCAAAUGAUAUAUAAUAGAUCUGCCACGAUCAGACUGGCAAGAUGCCGUCAACUUCCUGAUAAAAUCUGUUUAAAGUUGCAACAGUAUUAUGAUUUUAAUAUGAUGUCGACAAAAAUUUUGGAAGGCCAGAAUGGCUUGUACAAGUCGCUACCAGCUAUAUUGAAGAAAGAAAUAAUACUACACUGUUACAGUAGAAUGGUAAUGAGAAUCCCCUAUUUUUCGGAGUGGCCGAUGAAGAUAAUUGAGGGUCUUGUUUUUAUACUGAAAGAGGAAACUUUUCUGAAACAUGAUAUUGUGGCUGAUUCAGGAGUCCGAGGGGACGGUCUUCUGAUAGUGGACGUGGGGGUGAUGGCCGUGUAUUCUUCGGACCACCGCGAGAUGGGCCACCUCAUCGACGGAGACUACUUCGGGGAGCUCUCGCUGGUGACAGACAAGGAAAUCCGCACGUCAUAUGUAGUUGCUGUCACCAGUUGCAAAGUUCUGAUUCUAGAGAAGGGAGUGUUCAGGAAGUUCAUGAGAGAUCAUCCCGAGCUGUUCUUCAAGAUGAAGCAGCGGCUCCGAAGCAAGUACAGCCUUGCUGGAGCACCGUCGAAUGAAAGUGAAGAUUAAGAUUAUUAUUUAUUUAGUAUUUGGCAGAAGCCAGUAUGCACAUAAUACCUACCUACUUAGGAUGUAUUAGUACUCAAGAGUAGGUAUAUUUUGGUACAGGCAGCUUCAAAUAGUUCGUGACACCCAAAGUGUCUAAAAAGUUGAUAACAAAACCUUAUUUUCAAGACUUUUGCGGCUACUUUGGGUGUCACGAAAUAUUUGACGCUGACUGACUCUUUUCUUGAAGGACCCUACUAGAGUUUUCCAGUUAUAAGAUAUGUUUCUGAAACUUUUCCAACUUAAGUGUUUUUGUUUAAUAUUAUAAUUAGGUUUGAGUUAAUUUAUUUAAGGAUC
This is a messenger RNA of Ostrinia nubilalis (European corn borer), 2184 nucleotides long. Its product is annotated as potassium/sodium hyperpolarization-activated cyclic nucleotide-gated channel 1-like. Gene Ontology annotation, cellular component: HCN channel complex. Gene Ontology annotation, molecular function: voltage-gated potassium channel activity. Gene Ontology annotation, biological process: potassium ion transmembrane transport; regulation of membrane depolarization; sodium ion transmembrane transport. The record is from RefSeq and is a predicted model, not a curated record. NCBI's taxonomy places the organism in Eukaryota, Metazoa, Arthropoda, Insecta, Lepidoptera, Crambidae. The transcript has 4 exons. Bases 184 to 1851 code for a protein of 555 amino acids.